AUGACACGAGCGCCUCCAGGAUCAUCAUUCGGCUACACUCUCGACUACCAGUCUUGCUCUGUCAUCAUUUCUCUCCUUCAGGGCAUGGUAUCCUCCGGAAAAUUGCUGACUAGUACUAGCAAAAAACUGCUAGACAUUUCGCAUGACACACGCGCUGCUCCAGGAGCUGCAAGUUCGAGAACGCGCUCAUACGAGAACGCACUCAUGACGGCCAGUGGCCUUCAAUGUCGUCUUCAAUGUAAGUAUCAAAGUCUACGGAAAUGGGAAAACACAUUUUCAGGCAGACGGUCUGAUAAUGAUGAAUCCGAUGGGACUCCGUCAGCACAAGUACAUCCGUCCGAUGUCAAGACUUCAGCGCAACGAAACGACUUACAACUGCCUGCCGAAGUUUAUUGGCGAUGCGAAGCUCUACAAAAGUAAGUUCAACGGUCUGAAUCCCUCUGUAAACUUGAAAGUGUUGCAGUGUACCACUCAUUCGGCCUUAAAGUUCAAGACGGCGAGGAGGCGAUCAACUCGCUGAAAUCGGUGAUUCGAUGCGGACUCGAGACGACUCUUCCGUUCAUUCACAAGCUGAACGAGCACAAAAUCCUCAAGAAUUUUAUGAUAUUCGCCGGACGGGACAUCAUUGUCGGGCAGGAGAUCAUUUUCGAGGCGGUGGAAGAGUACAAAGGACUCGAUCGAUUCCAUCGGAAUUUGUCGAUAAGAUUCUGA
Messenger RNA from Caenorhabditis sp. 36 PRJEB53466, 711 nucleotides. The record is from the annotation of a GenBank genome assembly. NCBI's taxonomy places the organism in Eukaryota, Metazoa, Nematoda, Chromadorea, Rhabditida, Rhabditidae.